Messenger RNA from Vollenhovia emeryi, 5606 nucleotides. RefSeq lists its product as uncharacterized. Gene Ontology annotation, biological process: regulation of transcription by RNA polymerase II. Lineage: Eukaryota; Metazoa; Arthropoda; Insecta; Hymenoptera; Formicidae. The transcript has 6 exons. Gene Ontology annotation, cellular component: chromosome. The record is from RefSeq and is a predicted model, not a curated record. Gene Ontology annotation, molecular function: chromatin insulator sequence binding. Bases 509 to 5275 code for a protein of 1588 amino acids.
UGUUAUGAGGUUAGACACACAGUUGCAAGCCCUCAGGAACCUUGUGUGAAACGGUACUAAUUGUGAUUUAUAACGACGCUCUACCGUGGCCCAAGUUACGAUAUGUAAACUGGACCUGGACUGGGAAACUAUGUUGGCUACCAGUAUCAGUGCCACGUGAUAUCGCAGAGCGCGGUAGAGUCGCCGCCGGGACAGUCUGUUCUCCAGGGAGAGCGAACGACGUUGCAGAGAUCUACAAGCGCCUCUUGGUCCCCACGCGUAUCCGUGUUGCCACUCACGUAACGCAGCUUGAAGGUGGAUUCCUAGUCUCUCCUCGCAGGUGGAUGCGUGUGCUGUGUACUGUUACAUGCGUGUAACAAACGCGUAUAGAUAAAGCACAUAGACAGCAGGAACUCUACAUCGCAGGGACCUCCGUCCGGAGUCAGCUCGAUGCGGGAUGGCGUGGAGUUUGUAGCCAGUGGCGUCAUAGAAAAGAGUUCGCCAGGAACUGCAUCGUCCUGUGGAGCCAAUGGAGCGUUUGAGUUCGAGAUCCCAACGCAUUGGACCAAAAGUGUACAGGAGUCGUAGGAUUCAAAGUAAAUGGGGCGCGCAGUAUCACGAAGCUAUACAGGACAUUGCGUUCGGCAUGCAAUGCCUGCCCUACAUGCCGACGGAACCGCCGGCGUCCUUGAGCGAAGAGAUCGUGGAAGCUGGUCCGUUGUACGUGUGCGAGCACUGCAAAGACUGUUUCCGCUUUCAAAGCAGCUUUCAGGAUCACAACGAGCGCCACAGCUGGAUCUUGGGGCUUCGGUGUAACAGUUGCUUAGAAAGAUGCACUCACGUAACUGCGACAGACUCUGCGCAUACAAGGUGCGCCAUAUGCGCGCAAAGGAACAACGACAAGCGCAGGUACUUUCGGGGAAGAGGCUUCAAUCGGAACCAAAAGUUUGGGGCUAUCAAAGUAUUCUACAACCAGUGCCAGUUCGUCGAACACCUGAAGAUGCAUCGAUUAUACUCGGUGAACAUCGGUAAUUUAAUGUUAUUACCUAUACCUGUCAACAUGAGAAGCAGCGAUUGGUCUCCGGAAUUUGAAAUAGUAUGCGAGGCACUUAUGGAAUAUGGAUUUAUAGCACACGGACAUAUUAUAGACUGGUUUAAGGCGCACAAUUUGGAGGACAGCUGGUGGAGGCUCGUUGAUGGCAAAAGUGGUAACGAUAUGAUAAACAAACUUGUCGACAGUUAUCAGGGUCGAUAUGUAUUCGGACCCGACGACAAAUCAAUAACAGAUAUGAAUUUCAGUUCUUCUAGUGCUAGCACUGACUGCCCGGACAUUGAAUUUAUGGACGACAGUUCCAUUGAUAAAGCUACUGAUCGCUAUUCUGCUGGUACAAUCUCGGGCAAUCAUAUCGUGGAAAACGAGGAUAAUCCAUGUACGUCGACUGAUAUUACUUUUGUUGAUUGCGGCCCUACUCCACAAUAUUUUGAGCCAGAAGCGCCGGUGUGUUAUGCACAUAGGAAACAAGUGACGCCACAAGAGAUAAAACAGAAGAAAAAUUCUCGCUUAUUUUACACAGCCGCGGUGAAUAAUAAAAUUAGGAGCGGUCUUAAAAGUCACGAAGAGGAUAGGAUUCACGAAGCUGCUAUUACCGUAAGAGCUGGCGAUAAUGGUUCUAAGAAAAAUCUUGUUAAACAAUCGUCGAAAGAUAACGUGCAACAAUGUAAAACAGUUGAACCUGUUGUAAAGCAAACUGCACAGAAUAAUUCUAAGAAAACUGGCGGUAGUAAAAUUUCUGACAAUUCAAUUCAGAUUGGUGUCCAAUUGUCCGCUAAGAAAAGUGCAAUAACCAAGACUAAUUUAGAUCAUUUAGGGCAAAGUCUUCAGACAUCAAGAAUAAAUAGUAAUAAUUCCAAUGUACUGACUAUCCAGGAUUCUAAGAAGAUUGCUUCGAUAAUUAAUCAACUUCCACCUCACCUUAUUUCCAACAAGAAAGUAGUUGUCAUAGAACAGGAUUCACGUAACGUCAUCGCUCGUCGCAAGAAUAAGGCGACUGCCAAAAAAGAUUCGAGCAUCUCGGUGGUAGAUAACAAUGGUGCAGACUCCAAUAUAUUGUCAACGCAGAAGAUGUGCGAUUCCAAUGUCAAUAAACUAGAAGUCACUGGAAAAAUUGUAAUAAAAGACGGAAAGAAGUACCUCAUUAAACGUACCAAAAAUAUUACAAAGAAUCCAGCGAGUUCUAAUUUAGCAAUUGUGAGAAAUGCCGCGACAGUUACAAAACAAUCAACGUCGGAACACAACGCUUCAGAGUCAAGUUUAACGUUCGCUAGUUCUAAUGAAAUCGAAAAUACUGACGUGGAACAAACGACCUCGCUUCACAACAAUGUUUCUCUUUUGCCACCGCCACCCUCUCUCUCCGAAAUGUCCAGUAGCUCUAGUUGCGAUAAGAAAACUUUAGUUAUGCCACAAUUACAGAAAAUACCUCCGCAUUUAAUUUCGUUAUCUGCAAUGGAUCAGUCUCAAAAAUACAUAUUCGAAACAAUAUCACUAAUUAAAGAGGAAAAUGGAGAUAUAUAUAUGGAUAUAAAAGUGGUAGAUCGUAAUGUACGGGAAAGUCUUCGGGAUGUGUGCGAUGUAAUAAUAAAAUAUAGGCAAGAAAUGUUUAAUGAGUUUAAGCAAAUGAAUACGUUGGAAUUGAAAGAACGGCUCGACCAUUUGCAAUGCGUUAGUGAAGAAAUGAAGCAAAUGUUGAAUUUCAUAUCGAAGACCGUCCUUGCGGAGAAAUUAAGAGCCGUCGAUAUUCUUCAAAAAAUAAUAUUAAAAGAAUAUUUCGAUAGAUUUGAGCAAAAUAACGUUCGUGAUAACGACGUGUUGUUAACCGAGUGGGAAACGAAAGUUGAUCCAGUACACAAGUGUCGAACGUGCAAUAAACUCAUGAAACCUAAAUCAUAUAUAGCCGGGUUUUCAAAAUUAUCCAGGAAUGACGACACGUAUUGUUCUUGCUACAAACAAGUUUGCCACGUGUGUCUGUUUUACCAAGGCAACACGAUUUAUCGGUUUAUCACACAUCAAAACUUCCAUACGCUGAGCAAACCUUACGUUUGUCCAGAUUGCUUUAUCAAAUUCGAUUCUGCUACCUCUUUGGAAGUUCACACAUGGACCGUUUGCUUUCAUAUAUUAAAAAGGACCAUAUUUAAUUGUAAACUUUGCGGUAUAGAUGGCUUUAGGGAUUUGGAAUCUAUCACCAGACACUUUGCUAUCAUGCACAGCAAAAUGAAGAUCGGUUGCGAAAAUUGUUUACAAGUGCUUGCCUCGUAUAGUGAGUACACGCAACACUGCGCACAGAAACAUCCGUCUAAAGUCGAGCAGAAUCCAAUACGACUAGUAAUAUGUAAAGUAAGUAAUGUAAUCUUACGUUGCGAGAAUUACAUGUCAUACUUGGAGAAGUAUCUUGGAGUUAAAAAAUUAGUAUGGCUCAAAUGUCCCUUCUGCAACUUGUUAACUACAGCUAACAAACACGUGACGACGUUGCUGAACAAUCAUAUGCGAGACAGUCAUUUAGAAGCCUUGUCAAAGGUCCUUAGCAAAGAGGCAUUUAUCAAAAUUUUCGGUGUAAAAGUUCUAAAGGCAAUCUCCUUUAAAAGUAGCCAAGACGGAAAGUUGCCAACUCGCUUGGAUCGUACCGUCGUGCCUAGAAUUGUGAAUACUCGAACUAUCAGUUCGGAAAUAUUCGAACAUGGCUCGCAGGGUAUGGAGUGUACGUGGUCUGCGGGUACCAAUAAAGUCGUCGAUGAAAGUCCAAUGAAGAAGAAAGUUGCCAAUAAAGGGAAAAGAGAAUUAUUACCAAAAAUAAUCAACGUUAGAUCGAUAGACGAUAUAAAGGCAUCCAAACCUAAGGAGGCGAUUACGAAAUUUUCAAACGAGACGAAAAAGAAAUCUAAUUCUUCCUCCGUUCACGUUACAAUUGAGAUUGAAGAGAAAAAAGUGAAUCCAUUCGAAGUUAAGUGUAUCCAUAAAACAACAAUGGAGUUAGACGAUAGCAAUGAGGACACAGCGAAGACAAGAGAGUCUGUUAAGGAUAACGAAUUGAUAAGGAAUGCUCUAUGCGUUUCCGACCCUUUCUCAGUAAACACGGGUGACGUUCGUGCAAAUUCGCCAAUCGUAUCGAACAAACAAGUUUCGAACUCCACAUCCGAGAGAAGAAUGGAUGGCCGCAUAAAAGUAGUUGACUUUAGGAAAAUAUGUAAACCGGACGUCGAUCAACUCUUUACCGAGGAAAUGUUCGAUAUAAAGAUGAAAGAUGAAAACGCAAGUUAUUUGCCAUGUCCUCCUCCGCUCACCAGGAUCCCGCAGCAUUUACUCGAACCUGUAGAAGUCAAUGAGUCGGACAGCGAGUCAACAGAGUCGAGAUCAAAGAGGUCUCUCGUUCGAGGAGUGACCGAUGAGUCAAAAGUGCGUAUCGCUCUAGGAACAGACACGCAGGGGGAAGAAGGUGUUGAUUACCUGUGCCACUUGUGCAACGAACGGAUUAAUUCUUCUCAGUUUGUGGUGCAGAGACAUUUUCGUGAGAAGCAUUCCGACGAGUAUAAAGUGGCGGUGAUUACUCCGCAAUUACCACGGAUGUCGCCCGACUUUAUUAACGGUGGUUACAAACAAUUUAUAAAUAACAGGAAGCGAAAAUCGGACAGCGCUCAGUGUGCAAGCAGAAGGAAGCGACGGUGGACAGCGAAGAAGCAUGUGGAGGCGAAAGAUACAAAUCCGAUAGGAUUAUGCGUGGAACAGGAGACGGCGGAGGACGGCGAGGGUAAUUUUAUAUGCAAGAAGUGUGGCCAACGAUGCACCGAUAUGCCCGAUCUAAGGGAGCACAUCGCCGCCAAUCACCGAUUGAAGGGCCAUUAUCUGAUAUGCCUGGAGUGCGGCGAGAACUUUGUGGUUGCGCCCAGCUUACAGAUGCAUCUUAAAGCUUUUCACGGUAUAGAAGAUCCUAUCCACUAUAUGGCUCAAAACCCCUUUUACGCCCCGAGUGAUGCUGACUUGCAGUCGGAAGGGAAAACAACAAUAGCUAAUCAGUGCUACGUUUGUAUGGCAGUUUUCGAAGAUAAAGCUGCGGUGGACAAGCAUUUGAGGGUGCACGGCAUGGCUUUCCUGAAUCGCAAGAGGAUAGAGGCGAGAAAUGCUCUGGAGAAGAAAACCAGUACGGAGGGGGAUAAGUCGAAUCUUGUCGGAAACGAUUCGAAGGAAGCUGGUAAACGGGAUAAACCGGCGGAAACAAUUCUGGAAAAGAUUAAUGCGGCGAUAUAGCUACAGAAGAUGAAACGUAGGGACGACGUACGGAAGAAAACGGCGUUGUAAUACAAUGGAUUCAUCAAUCUUACUUACACGCUCGUUUCUGUAUAUUUGCGCGCUCAACUUUUCAUUGUUUAUAUCCUUAAAUAUUGCAUCACUGAAUCAUUAGAUCUCUUUUUUUCGUACCGCGUGUACUUUGUAAUAUAUUACUUUCUUAUGUAAUGUUAUUCAGGCGAAUAGAUAGAAAAAUAAUGCGUGAUAUGCGAGUGAAACAGUAAUAAAAGAUAGUAGAUAAUUAUGACAGAGCAAGACAAAAUCUGCUAUGUAAAUUGACCAUUUAUGAAAA